AUGGCAUCGUUCCAUCUGCGGGGUUUCCAAUCCGCCCUCCGAGGCCAGACUCGCCUGCUACGUAACCAGCAGCGUCGCUGGGCGCAGGUCCACGAUGUGCGCUUCCUGGCCUCGCACCACGACCCCAAGUAUGUGCUGGACAAAUAUCGGUCGAAGCUCGACGAGAAGGCGAAAAAAGAGGGCCAUGAGUCUGUUGAAUCCCUGAAGGAAGCAUACACCGAGAAGAUCGAAGACUUGCGCCGCAAAGCUUCCACCGUCGCGACGCCAGAGCCAAAGGCUCCUUCAUCCAAAGCCCCGGGGACCGCCUCUCCAUCCCAAGCUCCUCCCCCUCCAGAUGCAGACCCGACCGUCAAAGCCGCACGCCAAGUAUCAGGCAGCUCCACCCCCAUCAAACCGCUGAGUACAUACCUAGACGUCGAGAAGGUCCGCGAGCUUCCAGCCAAAGAAAUCGAAGCGCUCUGGCGCCUUCGUUUCGCCAACGACGGCACCUCCGUCACCGCCGCGAUCCCUCUAGAUACCUACAAGCGCAUUGCUAAUACCGCGCGCCACCACCCGCAAUUUGUCCUCCCCCUCCCACGCCAGCAGACCGACGACGUGGGCCCCGAGGCCGUGGACGCCGACGGAAACCCGCUUAAUUCAGGCGCGGACAUUCACUUCCUGCAGUGGGCGUUCCACCCGCCAGCUGAGGAGUCUGCUAAGCCCAAGGGCGAGACUGCCAACACCCACACCUCGACUGUGAUCUUCACUCACCUCGGUGCGUUCAAGAUGCACGGCUCUUAUGCGCAGCCGCACACUACUGUUACGCAUCACCUUGACUUGGCCGAUGACAAGGGUCUGGUUCUUAUGCAUGGACAGGUUGUGCCGGACCGCGGUGUCUCAACCACCGAGGCUACGUGGUUGGUUAGCUGUGUGCAGCGAUUCUACGACUUCGAGGGCCAGGCCAGCGGCCGCAAGAGCGAGCUGGUGAAGAUGUUCACUCGGGGCGAUGUGCAGAACUUCAAGGUUGAGGAGCUGCUCGAGGAGUCUGAGCGCAUCAACUAG
Penicillium cinerascens is the source of this 1041-nucleotide messenger RNA. Its product is annotated as ATP11 family protein. Gene Ontology annotation, biological process: mitochondrial proton-transporting ATP synthase complex assembly. The record is from RefSeq and is a predicted model, not a curated record. The coding region runs from base 1 to 1041 and encodes 346 amino acids. Lineage: Eukaryota; Fungi; Ascomycota; Eurotiomycetes; Eurotiales; Aspergillaceae. The transcript has 2 exons. Gene Ontology annotation, cellular component: mitochondrion.